Thalassophryne amazonica is the source of this 8001-nucleotide messenger RNA. RefSeq names its product dual-specificity tyrosine-(Y)-phosphorylation regulated kinase 2 (gene dyrk2). Gene Ontology annotation, molecular function: ATP binding; protein serine/threonine/tyrosine kinase activity; protein serine/threonine kinase activity. The record is from RefSeq and is a predicted model, not a curated record. Gene Ontology annotation, cellular component: nucleus. Gene Ontology annotation, biological process: peptidyl-threonine phosphorylation; peptidyl-serine phosphorylation. Bases 1 to 1926 code for a protein of 641 amino acids. The transcript has 8 exons. Lineage: Eukaryota; Metazoa; Chordata; Actinopteri; Batrachoidiformes; Batrachoididae.
AUGUGGGAGACCUGCUCACAAAUCCCCACAGUGCUUCGGGAGUUUAGGGAUGUCAAGUGUCGACGUGAUCUCACGAGGAAGAGGAGGAGCCACACACGGAGGAAGAGGAGGUGCCCGGGUCGCCCGUGUCCAGAGGAGAGGAGCGGCCGCCAUGUUAACCAAGAAGCCCGGAGCCUCGGUCCUUCCGACGGGCAAAACGGCGAGUCUGCGUUUGCUCUGGACUCAGCGGCUCUCGGACGACGUCGCCCUGUCACCCUGCCGCCGCUCCGCAAACAAACCCAUCGCAACCUCCUGACGGGAGGUUCUAAAGCUGUAAUGUCGGACGCCGUCCAGUUGCAGGCGCAGGGCCGCAUUACCCACCCGGAUGAGGAGAACUCCAACAAGCAUUCGGUGUUGACAUCUCAGCCCAACGGCCUAGCUCCGCUCACCUCCAAACGGUCUGGCCUGCCGCAGCCAGAGCACCAGUCAUCUGCCUCAGACCCCACCCACUACCGCCAGAGCAGUACAGCUUCCAACAAGAUGACAGAUGGCAAGCCAAAGCCUACCUCCCUAACCCCCGAGCAGGCCAUGAAACAGUUCAUGUCCAAAAUGUCGUUAUAUGAGCACCACGAGAUUUUCAGCUACCCUGAAGUGUAUUUUGUUGGUCCACUUGCCAAGAAGAGAGCCGGAGUCAUGGGCGGAGCCAAUAAUGGAGGCUACGAUGAUGAUCAGGGAUCCUACAUACAUGUUCCUCAUGACCACAUCGCCUAUCGUUACGAAGUCUUGAAGGUCAUCGGCAAAGGCAGUUUUGGGCAGGUGGUGAAAGCCUUCGACCAUAAGACGCAGACUCACGUCGCACUGAAAAUGGUUCGCAACGAGAAGCGCUUCCACCGGCAGGCGGCGGAGGAGAUCCGCAUACUGGAGCACCUGAGAAAGCAGGACAAGGACUCGAGCAUGAACAUCAUCCACAUGCUGGAGAACUUCACGUUUCGAAACCACAUCUGCGUGACCUUUGAGCUGCUCAGCAUGAACCUGUACGAGCUCAUCAAGAAGAACAAGUUCCAGGGCUUCAGCCUCCCGCUGGUCAGGAAGUUUGCCCACUCCAUCCUGCAGUGUUUGGACUCGCUCCACAAAAACCGCAUCAUCCACUGUGACCUGAAGCCCGAGAAUAUUUUACUUAAACAGCAGGGACGCAGUGGCAUCAAGGUCAUAGACUUUGGUUCCAGCUGCUAUGAACAUCAGAGGGUUUACACCUACAUCCAGUCCAGGUUCUACCGAGCACCAGAGGUCGUUCUGGGAUCCAGGUACGGGAUGCCGAUCGACAUGUGGUCCCUGGGUUGCAUCCUGGCCGAGCUGCUGACUGGUUACCCGCUGUUACCCGGUGAGGAUGAAGCAGAUCAGCUGGCCUGCAUCAUUGAACUUCUUGGCAUGCCGAGUCAGAAGCUGCUUGAUGCCUCAAAGAGAGCCAAAAACUUUGUAUCGUCUAAAGGCUACCCGCGGUACUGCACUGUCAAAACACUACCUGAUGGCGGAACUGUGCUUGUUGGUGGUCGCUCGCGACGCGGGAAGCUACGAGGCCCGCCGGCAAGCAGGGAUUGGAACACUGCACUGAAGGGCUGCGAUGAUCCGCUCUUCCUGGAGUUUCUGAAACAGUGUCUGGAAUGGGAUCCGGCAGUCAGAAUGACGCCGAGCCAAGCCCUGCGGCAUCCGUGGCUGAGGAGGCGGCUUCCCAAACCACCAGCGGGAACAACCACAGGAGAGAAGCCCUCUUUGUCAUCAUCCAAACGGGUACACGCUGGCACAGAUGGUGCCAUCACCUCCAUCUCCAAGCUUGCCACGGCCACCACAACCUCCUCCUCCUCCAAAACCAGGACUAACUUAGCAGCCAUCACUGAUGCCAAUGGGAACAUCCAGUCUAGGACAGUCUUACCCAAGCUGGUGAGCUGAGAGUGAACGCACCCCGCUGGCUGAGACAAGAGUUCAGGAGAAAACACGUGGACCUGACGAAAGCACGUCCAUGUCUGAAGAACUUUUUUUUUUUUCUCGUUGGUUGUCACAGCGUUGGGGUGCGUUCAGGACAUUAAAGUUCAUCACGAACUACUGUUAAUGUGUUUUAAAAUGUGCAGACUGGUCAAGCUGGGGUGAGCUGAGCUCAGUUUGUGGUGCGUUCAAGCUCUGCUCAGACAAUCCAGACACACAGCAUGUAGCUUCAAACACAACAACAACCACAUGGUGCUGACCCAGGGAACAAGCCUGCUUUGUUUUUAACGAGCUGAACUAGUUUUUAAUUACCACACACCAAAAACAAAUCCCAGCCUAAGUGUUACAAGGUUCUACCUGACUGAGUGACUGUGUGGCAGAAUUAGUCACGUAGUUUCCUCCUAAUUUUUAGGUUGUAAUUUGGAGUAAUUAGUUACAGCUGCAAAAAAUAAAAAAAUAUCUCUUGCUUUUCCAUCUUUCAUAUGACUAGUUCACUAGUUUUGUGAACCUUAAUUCACAGUUUAUAUAUAUGUAUAUAUAUAUAUAUAUAUAUAUGGUCAAAGUAGGUCAACCUAUUGGUCAGAUUGGCAGUUCACCGAAAAGAAAAAAAAUUCCUUGAAAUACAAAGAUUUGACCUUUUUGAAUGGUGUGCAGUGGCAUUUGUGUUUUCAGUGUGAAAAGAAUCGGCUUACAAAAAAACCCCUUUUAGCAUCAAUAUUAAAUUAUUUUAGUACCAAGUGAGCACAUAGUUGCAGAACACAUUAUUUGCAUAGCCGGCAGCUAAGCAAGUGUAGCCAUAGAGCUAAACUACAGCAAUUAAAUUAUGUGACAGAGGAACUAAUGUGACAGCCGCCUCGUCUUUGGAGGUGUCAUUUUUGUGCUGGUUUCAAAGUCUGCAGCAUCAUAAAGUUUGAUGCUGCGCUAAUCAUCACUGAAUGACUUAAACCCAUAAAGUAAUCCACUAGUCACUUUGAUUACAUUGAAUUAAUUAUGAUCUGAAACUUUUGCUCUUACUUGCCCUAACAACCUGUUAGCUGGCUAAUGUUUUAGCUAGUAGUUGUUCUGCUUUGUAUAGCUAGCUACAUCUUGCCAUCAGUUUGCUUCUGUUAAGGUGUCAUUUUGCUACACAUUUGCAUUUUUUAACUGACUAGCAUUUUGCCUAUCACAUUUUUAAGAUAGUCAACUAGUUGCAGUUGGCUCGUCGUUUGCCUUUUUGACAGCCUGUUGGCUAGCCUUACCCUUUAGCCAUAGCCUGCUAGCUCACGCCACUGCCCAGCCUUACAAAGCACAAACAGAAUGACAAAUGUUUUCAACUCCGCUGAUUUUAGAGCUUUUAAAUGUUUUAUAACUACUUCUGAAUGUUUAGCAGCAUUUAUGAUAUGUUAUUUUAUGGAUUGCGUUCUUUAAUAUUUAUUGUAAGGACAAUAAAAUGAGCUAUGUUAACCAAAGUUGACAUCUACAACCCCAAUCCCAGCAAACUAUCACCGGAUAAUCAGUGCGUCUGAUAACCUGAGUUUAACUUAACCUGAUCUCAGUAUUUUUUUUUUAUGUUUUGGACAAUAUUAGUUGUCACUCAGACUAUUAGCUCAUUAAAUUUAGUGUCCUUUCAGAAGUAAUAAACAUCUUCUAAAAGACAGAAUAACAUUUGUUUUGAUCAUCAGGGCUCGACCACAUGAUUGUAUAUUAAGGCUCGAUAAAGCACUCUUUAGCCUGUUUGGCGUGUUUGAAAGGUUCAAAUUUAAAAACCUGCAGUUUGAGGUCUGUAAAUUGCGUUUCAUCGCACUCUAAACAACAUAGUUCACAACUUUGAAACUUCACUUUAAUUAUGUCAUAUGUUAUUUUUGCAUGUGUUUGUUAUUUGUGCGCAUCAGGUGAAGCAAGGAAUUGGUUGUGAUUGGUGUCUCUGAUGUGUGCCGUUAUCGAUUGAAAUUUUUAGCUGAUUCCAUUAGAUGGCGCUGCUGCCUAGCGUUUUGUUGGUUCCCAGUUUGAGUGAGUGCUCAUGCCAGCAUAGGCCUCGAAGACGUAGCUACCAGCAGCAUUUGAUGCUGAUGUGUAACUCGGAAUAUGAAAGUCUUAAUGUGUGAGAGUCAUAGGCACCCAUGAAAACAUUUAAAGGAAUGCUCUGCAAAGCAAGAAAAACUACAAAAAGCAAAUGCACGUACUCCAGACCACUAGAGGGAAUAAGGAACUUGUUUAGAAUCGGUAUAUUUUCUUCAUCUAGAUUCUUAUGACUUUCCUGCCUUCAAGAAAUUCUACCAAAGAUGAUAAUCACGUGUACGGCUUAACUUUGUCUUCCUGCAAGUUUUAUUGAAGUUGCUGUAAACUCAAAAUGAGCUCAUUGGUCCCUCCAGUGGCCCGGAGCACAUCUGUUAUAACAUAUUUUGACGUGUCUUUCGUUUUCAUUUUUUAUUGGAGUUGGAACAUUCAAAGUUUUGAACCUGUUGGUGCUGCAGCUACAUUUGUUUACAGUUCAGUUUUUGUUGAUCAGUAUCUGCAGCAUCCCUGGAUUUGAAGUCUGUUAUUCCCUAUACUUUAUAUUUUGCGAUUUGCCACGUUUCUGUUUGGUUGGAAUUUCUGUGCACCUUCUGGACCAGGAUCAGCAGUAAUAGUUUUGAGUGCCAAGUGCUUGCUAGCAUCUAUUAACUACAUUUAAUAGUUAAUAAUUGAGGUAUUUCACUCUGCAACCUUUAGAUGUGGCCGGGUUCUGACACACACACACACAAAAAACUAUUUGGAUGAAUAUUUGUGCAAAGUUGUUGCAUUUGUGCUCUUGAAUUAAUGAUUCAUUUAACAAAAUGAAGAAGAAUGCAAAUAAUUAGAAUGGGAGCAAUAACACUAAUUAAGGGCAAGUGGGCGUGGCUUGGAAAUGGUGGAUAACUAUUGACAUAGAAAAAAUUGAUCUUGUCGAUUUGAAUGCAAUUUAUUGAAAAUAGCUGGAUGUUACCAAUGUAUUGCAAAGUUACAUAGUUAAAACCAAAAACAAAAUAUUCUUGAGCCCUCUUGAAUUAUUAUUAUUAUUAUUAUUAUUAUUAUUGUUAUUUUUAUUCUGCUUGUCCUCGUCAUUGUGCUUUUUGACAGAACCAUGUUUAAAAUGUGACCUCUUUGGUGGAGAUAAUUGUUAAAUCAAGAGCACUCUUAUUUUGACUCUUAAAAAUUUGUCAUUUGUACCAGUUAUUUUCUCCCUGAUUAAAAAAAAAUCUGUAAUAUUUAUUAGAAGUAGACUCAGACUAGUUAAAUACGAUGAUCAAAAGAUCAGUAUUGGUGAAUUGAUUACUAAUGUUGGUGGGGAUAAGUUGAUUUUUAUUUAUUUUCUAGACUUUAAUAUUUAUUAAUAUUUACGAUGAUGUGCUGUUUAUACAGUAAUACUUGAAUAUGUGUGUGUGUGUGUGUGUGUGUGUGUGUGUGUGUCAGGUUAUUACAUGUAGCAGUAUGAAUGUUGACUUUAUGACACGUUCUUAUGCUUGUUCCCUCACAAACACACAACAUACACAUCUCUGGCUCUGCCCACAGUGUGUGACUUCACUCUGGGAGGAGGAGCAAGACGACAAACCGUGUGUACUGUAGCACACGGGAUAACGAAGCUAUUAUGAAAACACAGACACUACAGGCUCCGCCCACCUCAGGGAAAGCUCUGCCCCCCCUUCCCCACUGUGUCAGACAUUAUACAGGAGGAUGUUUUUAUUGAUUUUUGUAAUGAUUUGUUUGUUUGUUUUGGUUCGACGUGCUGAGAGUUGUAACUUUGUGCCUUCAGUAUCUCGUUCCAUGACACGCCCUCCCAGCACGCACACAAAUACAUUUUGGUGCAACUCAUUAUGAUGUCAUAAAGACUCUGCAUGAUGAUUUACUUUUGGUCUUCUCCAAUAAAAAUGCCACAGUUGAAUCCAUGACCUCUGACCUCUGUCUCCCAACCUCUGAGAGCAACAAGAAUAUUCCGUUUGUCAAACCCGUUUCACAUCUACACAGUGUGACGCCACAAGAACCUUUUUUCUCCUGAGGUUGGGUCUCCAGACUUUAUGAGAUGUCAUGAACACAGCUUAAGUUUCUAACGUUAACCGAUGUUUACAGAGUGGUGCGAUGCACCGUCACCAACUGAAGCUUUUGGCUCGAUUAGCGCUAGCAUGCAGAUGUCUCUGUGUUUGUGCGCCGUUGGGAUGAGGCGUGUUGUGUAACCCGGCUGCACAAUGUACAAACAUAUCAGCCAACUGUUGCCUGGAGACGAGGCAGGUGGUGCCUACAGACAGCAGGGCUAAGCUAACACUAGCAAAUUGUCCGCUGGUGUGCAGCCGCGAGCUCCUACAGUUUGCUUUAUGGUGAAGCUAAUACUAGCUUUCUGCUAGUAGCCUUCAGAAAGUUUUUACCUGCAAGCUACAGUUGUGUUGCGCUCCUGCAGAAGCGCUCAUGUUAGCUGCUACCAUAGGUAUUAUUGUUGUUAAAAGCUUUCCCCACCACCUUUUUUUAUAUUUGUACCUCAGCUAGCUCUGUUAUUGUUAAUGUUGUCAAUGUUGUGUCUAACACCCAGGGCAUUUGGUUGAUUCUACCAAAGUGCAUUCCUUUACAAAGCUAGCUCUGAGCUAGCUGCUGAAACAGACGGUCGGAUAGAAAGUAAGAUGGAAAGCAAAGUGUACGUGCAUAGAGGAACAUUAGGCCUUUUCAGACCUGCACUUUGCACUGUCAGUUUCCUUAAAGAUUCACUCUGUCAUGUUAAAAAAACACACCAUGUGACACUACCUGCUUAAAGUGUGGAUUAGCAAGGUGAAUUCUAUCGUGUUUUGUGCAGAUAAGUAAAAUGGCUAACUAAUAUGAAGGAUAGUAUUGGAUAAACACUAUAAUAACCACACGUUAUUUACUUGCAGAAGAGCUCAACAAACUAGGUUGAAGCAAGCUACAUGUUAACUAGACAAAGUAGCUGGCAUGGCAAACUAUUGUAGCAACUGGGACAAGCUAACUAGCUUUUAGUUCCUUUAUAUGAACAGUUGAUUGAAGGGAUGCAUUUGUAGUGUAUUUGUUUUUACCCAAACCGCCAUCUAGUUAAUGCUGCGUUUGAUUGCAUUAGGAACUCUGGGGAAAAAAAAGAGUUCUGACUUGGAAAAGUGCUGUCGAAGUUCCAUUCACAUCAGAAUUCCAAGUCCACAACUCAGGCAGGAUCCAUGAAGGCCGAGGUCGCUGAUAAACAGAAUAAGCUUUUUGUUCAUUUUAACUUGUAUGUAGUGUUUACGUUGGGUUUAUUCAGUAAAUGUAUCUGACAAGUCCUGACUUCAGUUGUGGAUCUUGGUGUAGCUCCCAGUACGGCGGUAGGUCACAGGGAGAACAAAAAUGUUGCAGAAAGGAGCUCAAUGUCUUUUUCCCAAGCAGAUGCACUGGGAUGCAUUUAGAUCAGACAUCGGAAACACCGAACGUAAUCGAACACAGCAUUAGUACAUGACAUGGUGCAAAUCCGUUAUGCUAGGCUAACGUGAUUACAGAGCCACGUUUAGAUGCUAGGUAAUGCUGCAAUGCUAUUGGUUGCAUAUCUGAAAAGGGCUAAUUGGAUAGCAGAAAUCAUUUAAGAGGAAGUGCACAGAACAUGUCAUUUUUAACUUUAUGUUGAAGAAGAUUGUGCCACUAGAGGGCGCCACACUGUUUUUCGCAGUUUGAGGCGAGCCUUCCCUGAAAUGUAAUGUGGCAAAUGAAUGAGCGACGCAUAUGAGCCAACAGACAAUUUCUUUGGUUCCUUCGGGCAUACGGUCCACGAGUACCAAUCAAGAAGCAUUGUAUAAAGUGUUGGCGGGAGCCUGACUAGCCUGCUAGCUUGUUGGCAUGAUGCGACACUGUAUUUCUGUGAUGUUUGCCAGCUGAUUUUUUUUUAAAUGAUUUUUACCUGUACAUAAUGUGGAAAGCUGUUUUAAAGUCGGGCGUUAAUUGCGCUGCUAUGCCACGCCCACUGGUUUUACGAAGUACUGUAUCUGCUGUACACAAACAUGAGUCGACACUUUUCUAGUGAGCCUUUGUUAAAAAUUUUAUUAUGGUUGGAAGAACAUUAAUAAAGCAUUUUAUUGUUCACCU